AUGUUUGUCUCGGAGCGGAUGCCACCGCCGGAAACGGUUAAAACUGGAUCGUCUGCAUUUGGAAAUAACAAUAACUACAUGAACAUGGCCGAGGCAAACAACGCUUUCUUUGCAGCCAGCGAGCAGACCUUCCACACGCCGAGCCUUGGAGACGAGGAGUUUGAAAUCCCCCCGAUCACGCCGCCCCCGGAGGCGGACCCCGCCCUGGGCCUCCCCGACGUGCUCCUGCCCUUCCAAGGCCUCGGCGAGCCCUUGCCUGCCCAGGGAAGCGAGUUCACGCCCCAGUUCCCCCCCCAGAGCCUGGAUCUCCCGUCCAUCACCAUCUCAAGGAACCUCGUGGACCAAGACGGGGCCCUGCACGGCAGUGGGCUACACACGGAUCAGAGCCACACACAGGUGUCACAGUACCGGCAGGAUCCGUCCUUGAUCAUGAGGUCCAUCGUCCACAUGACUGAUGCUGCGCGCUCUGGGAUCCUGCCUCCCGCCCAGCUCACCACCAUCAACCAGUCCCAGCUCAGUGCCCAGCUGGGGUUGAAUUUGGGGGGAACCAGUUUGCCCCACACGUCUCCUUCCCCUCCAGCGAGCAAAUCGGCCACUCCCUCCCCUUCCAGCUCCAUCAACGAAGAGGAUGGUGAUGAGUCCAGCAGGGCCAUCGGAGAGAAGAGAGCGGCUCCCGAUUCUGGCAAGAAGCCCAAGACCCCCAAGAAAAAGAAAAAGAAAGACCCCAACGAGCCCCAGAAGCCAGUGUCAGCAUAUGCCCUGUUUUUCAGGGACACACAGGCUGCGAUUAAAGGUCAAAACCCCAACGCCACCUUCGGAGAGGUCUCCAAAAUCGUAGCGUCCAUGUGGGACAGCCUGGGAGAGGAACAGAAGCAGGUGUAUAAAAGGAAAACAGAAGCUGCCAAGAAGGAAUACCUGAAGGCGCUGGCCGCGUACAGGGCCAGCCUCGUUUCCAAGGCGGCGGCCGAGUCAGCGGAGGCCCAGACCAUCCGCUCCGUUCAGCAGACCCUGGCGUCCACCAAUCUGGCGUCCUCGCUCCUCCUCAGCCCCCCGCUGUCUCAACACGGGGCGGUGUCGGCGGCACCUCAGACUCUGCAGCAGUCGCUCCCCCGGUCCAUCGCUCCCAAGCCCUUAACCAUGAGACUGCCCAUGAGCCAGAUUGUCACGUCGGUCACCAUUGCAGCCAACAUGCCAUCGAACAUUGGCGCCCCGCUGAUCAGCUCCAUGGGCACGACCCUGGUGGGCUCGGCAUCCUCCACCCAGGUGAGCCCUUCCGUGCAGACCCAGCAGCAGCAGCUGCAGCUGCAGCAGCAGCAGACCCAGCAGCAGCAGCUGCAGCAGAUGCAGCAGCAGCAGCUCCAGCAGCACCAGAUGCAUCAGCAGAUCCAGCAGCAGAUGCAGCAGCAGCAUUUUCAGCACCACAUGCAGCAGCACCUGCAGCAGCAGCAGCAGCAGCUGCAGCAGCAGAUCAGCCAACAGCAGCUGCAGCAGCAGCUCCAACAGCAGCUCCAGCUGCAGCAGCUGCAGCACAUGCAGCACCAGUCUCAGCCUUCGCCUCGUCAGCACUCGCCCGUCGCCUCCCAGAUGACAUCGCCCGUCCCCGCCAUCGGGAGCCCCCAGCCAGCCUCCCAGCAGCACCAGUCACAAAUACAGUCCCAGACGCAGACUCAAGUGUUACCGCAGGUCAGUAUUUUCUGAGGACGCCGCGGCAGGCGGCAGGCGAUGGGCACUGGAGGCGAGCGGAGGGCGACCGUGUGCGGCGGGGACUCGUCGGCCGGCGUGGGUCCUGCAGAAACGCACGGGGCCGCGCGGUGUGCGCGGUGCCGGUCAGAUAGGCAGAGGCCGCCGGGCGCCCCUCCGGCUGACUCUAAACCACUUCGUUUCUAAACAGGAAAAGCUGUGCUCUUUUAUGUGAUGCCUUUUUUAUUUAUUCAGGCUGUUCCUACAAUAUGUGAAUCGAACCGGUUCAUGGACCCCGGGACGCACCGAGGACUGUAAACCGGCCUCCCUGGGUCACAGGACAGGGCCUGUUUCUCCAGAAGUGACUAAACCGCACUUCCAGGCCGUGGGAACUCACGAAGGCCCCAAAUUAAAAGCACAGUUGUAACUACCUGAAUUAUGAAGAUUCCAGUUUCAUACAAGCAUUUGUAUGACAUGAAUAGUUGAUGGCAUUUUUUUGUCAUGAAAAAAAAUAAUGUAAAUCACAGACUUUUGCCAAAGGUCUUAUUUUUUUCCCCCCCUAAAUAUCUCCAGAAAAAAAAAAAAUGCAAGUGACUAGAUUCAGUUACUGACUCAUUCCCACGUUUUCCCCAUGACCUCUCCACGUCGACCCACCGUAUGUGUCACAACACGUCUGACCACCGUUACCCAUUAUAUUCAUUCCCGUUAGGAGAAAGGAGUGUGAAUAUUAUAUUCUGUGUUUUGAGUGACAAGUUUCGAGAAAAUAAAAACACUGUAUUUUUAAAAGGGAAAUGAACUUAAAUGAGAACAGUUAUUACAAAAGUUAAGAUUUAAAAGAAAAGCAAGAGUUUUUAUUAUGACGUAAUACUGGUAGAAUAUUUAAAAGGCGCACCACAUCCAAAUAAUCGAUGUAAAUAUUUUCUUUCAAAGGUGUAAGUUUUCACAUCAUGUGUUGUAAAGUUUUCAUAAACGAGGCUUUCACGUAAACACUGGUGACAGGAACCAUUCAUUGCUACGUUGCUUAUUGUGUUUUUACGCUGUUUUAUACUUUUUUAUGAGUUACGAUAGCAGCAAUUAAGUUGUUUGUAUUUUGCUUAACUGAGACAAAAAUGCUUUUAUCUUGCUAUAGAAUAAACACGUUUCAGUAAAGACUGUGGACUGUAUUUUGAUGCAACAACCAGGAAACUGUUCACUUUUCAAAUAAAAUGAUAUGUCACAUUUCA
Molecule: messenger RNA, 2903 nt
Organism: Miniopterus natalensis
Lineage: Eukaryota; Metazoa; Chordata; Mammalia; Chiroptera; Miniopteridae
Source: RefSeq, a predicted model, not a curated record